UACUUAUCUAUUGCUGUUUCCAUAGUGAUUGUCAAUCAACAAACGGAGACCAAUGUUACUGUUAAAGAAGGUGAAGAUAUCAAGAUUAACUGUUCUAACAGUGCUCAAGGAGAAGGCCAGUGGAAGAACGAAGAUGGAACUGAUAUCAAGCUAUCAAGCAGGAUAAGGAUUGAAGGCAACAACAUAUUGGUUAUCACCAACAGCUCACAGGACGAUGCUGGCGUAUACAAGUGUUUAAGGGGAAAUAGUAUAAAUAUCGUGAACCUGAGAGUCAAAGUGACCGUGAAAGUGAAGAUUAGUCUUCGUAUCCUGAACUGGAAUUUUACAAAUGAGAUCAAAGACAAAACUACUUCUGAUUACAAAAAAUUCGAAGACAAUUUCAAAGCGCAGAUGGCUGUAGUGUACAAAAACCUUGAAGGAUACGCUGGAGUAGAAAUCCUAGAAAUACGUAAUGGUAGCAUCAGAGUCAUUUUCCGUGUGAUCGUGGUUCAAGUCGUUAAUAAAAAAGGCGAAACAACAAUUAAAAGGAUAGUUGUUGCUCAGAAAAUCGUCGAUCAGACCAAGACUGGAUGGAUAAAUGAUAAUUUACAAGUUGACACGAGCCCCGAAGCAUUUGAAACAGACUCACCUCCGCCACAGCCAGAAAAUGUCACUCUUAUCGAGGCCACAGAUGAUGGCGCAGAAAUAGCAUGGGAUAAACCUCAGAACCACAUCUAUUAUGGUAUAAAGGGAUAUCUUAUUGAGUACUGGGUAUUUUCGCAGCCGAAAAAUAAAGAAAACACAGGCAUCAUCAAAGGUCAACGAUCGAAAAUAACAGGCUUAAAAGAUGGCACUGCUUAUGUGGCAAGAGUGGUUGGCAUGAACCAGGAAAGAGGACAGGAGAGCGAUAACAUUGACAUAAGAACCAAAGAAGCUGUACUGGCUGGCUGGAUCAUUGCCCUCAUUGUCAUCUUCAGUAUCCUAUUUCUGCUCAUCAUUAUUGCUGUUAUUAUUUUCCUGUGCCGCCGAAGGAGGGUGCAAAAAGAAAAAGAAAAACAAGAAAUGUUUGCGAUGAGUAGCAUUAGGCAAGAAAAGAUCAAUGAAGUAGAAAAGGGCCAGCCACAUCUAAAAUCCUUCACCAACAAAACGUACGAUAUGUCUGAUGGUAGUUGGAUAGACUUUCCAAGAGAAAGUCUGGUGCUGCAGGAUGUACUCGGGUCUGGAGAAUUUGGUGUUGUACACAGAGGGAAGCUCAUGCAAGAUGGAAAAACCAUAGAAUGUGCAGUCAAGACUCUAAAAGGUGAUGCAGGACCAGAACAGUACCGUGCGUUGUAUGAAGAACUCGAGAUUAUGGCCAACAUUGGAAAUCAUCCAAACCUGGUCAAUCUUAUCGGGGCAACUGCUGAAGAAGAUAAAUUAUAUGUCAUCGUGGAGUUUGCGCGACAUGGAUCGCUGAUUGAGUAUCUUAGAAGUCAAAGGCUCAAACCCGAAAAAGAAUAUGAAUUUGAACUAAAAUACGUAAACAGGUUGCGUAUUGCGCUGGAUGUUGCUAAAGGGAUGGCUUUUCUGCAGAGUAAAAGGUGCGUUCAUCGUGACCUGGCUGCAAGGAACGUUCUGUUGGCAGACGACUUUGUUGCAAAGGUAGCAGACUUUGGCUUGUCACGUGAUAUCUACGAAACGGGAGAAUACGAGAAGACUACUGGGGGGAAAGUACCGACCAGAUGGAUGGCCAUCGAGUCCUUAGAGAUAAGGAAAUUUACUCUGAAGUCUGACAUUUGGUCAUUUGGUGUCCUUCUUUGGGAGAUUGAAACCAAAGGUCUGAUGCCCCAUGGAGCGGUCUCCUACAUCGAACUUGUUGACAGACUUAAAAGAGGGCAUAGACUUGAGCAACCGAAUGGAACACCCGAUGAAUUGUAUGCUUUAAUGCAGAAAUGUUGGGCAGCAGAUCCUUCUGACCGUCCAAAUUUCCUUGACGUUCGUGACACGCUGGAGACCUUGCUCAGUGAUGCGGAUGACUAUUUGGAAGAAAACCCUUACGUGGCCUGAGUCUCGGAAGCAGUUUUGCAGGAUACGACGUCUUGCCAGACACCGAAUAGAUUAAGCUCAAAUAAUUUUACAGUGUACUAAAGUAAUACGAGCAUUACGAGGCAAUUUUCUGUUCUUUUCGCAGGACAGUAAAUUCAUGACACAAUUUAUAAUCAAUUUUCCGCGACCAGAGUUUUAAUUUUUUUGAUAUUUUAGUUAAAUUGUUGAGCUUGUAGGACAUAGCAAUGGUAACUAGUGGAAGUCGGAACGAUUAAUAUACUAUUACACUUCAUAAUGAUAAUCUAAUACUUAAUACUCAAUGCAACUUUGCGUUCUAUCCACUCCAUUUCGCAGAACUAGUAAUUAGCUAUCUAGUUGUUAGCUACCUCGGCUGACGUAAAAAAGCAAUAUAAAUUUAGAGAAAAGAGUCCUGGAUGUCCUGAAUAAGAAGCUUGUUAAAACGAUUGGAUCGCGUAAAGGAUUUUUUUCUGGAUCCACCUCCGCCCUGGUCUUCUACGCAGCCGCUAUUAGUGUCGUCACGCAACGCUCUACUUAGGGGAGUGAGCGUUGCGUGACGAGACUACCUCAACCUAUAAUCACUUUCUUCUCCAUAUUUUAUUAUAUCUUAAGCUUUGCGAUUCGUAUUUAUACUCACACCAAGAAUAAAUUGAAUACGGAGCACAACAUUUUAAUCAAGUUUGAUGUUUACUUUGUGAUGUGGUGCAAAUUUUGUAUAGAGGCUUUAUACCAUCACGUGAUGGCAGCCACGACAGGACUUAUGUGUUGUGGCUCCUGUCAUGGCUGCAUCAAAAUGAUCACCUUAGUCUAUAUGUUGCGUAUGUAAUUUUACUAGAUUCUAUUGAGAACAUCACGUCAUAGUCUUAUCUGAUCAGUUUACAAGGAAAACAAUUCAUUUCACCAGAGGAUAUUGUCAGUGCCUCCUGUCAUGGUUGCUAUCAUGUGAUGGUACAAAGCCUCCAUAUAGUGGUUUCGUGACUGCAAUAGAUAGAAAAUACCCUAUUGGAAUUGAAAUCUCUGCUCAAACAAAAAUUCAAACCAAUUCUUAUCCUCGGACAGUAUCAGCAUUUGAGUAUUCAUAUAGAAUAUGCGCAAUAUUAGUAUCAAAUAUUAUCAGGCGAUAUCCCAGUAGCCUCCUAUGCAGCCGCUAUUGGUGUAAUCACGCGGCGCUCACUAAAAUCUAAGCCGUCAGAAGGAGUUAAUUUACUAAUUAUUGUAGAUAGAAAAGCCCCGCAAUAACUUUAAGAUAAUUGUCAGAGUUAAACAAAAGUAUCGAAUUUAAUUUUUUUACGCAAAAGAGUUGAAAGGGUCAGUUUUCGGCUGUAUUACAAAAGUUCAAGAUUCCAAAUUUGCUUUUGUCCAGAAGAUUAGCGCCCAGUCAUAAAUCCAGAGAAGUCGUACACCAAGUUAACUUGCACUAAUAACAAAACUGACAUUUAGUCUUAGCUUAAAUAAAUAAGAUGCUUACUUCGCUCA
Molecule: messenger RNA, 3498 nt
Organism: Actinia tenebrosa (Australian red waratah sea anemone)
Lineage: Eukaryota; Metazoa; Cnidaria; Anthozoa; Actiniaria; Actiniidae
Product: angiopoietin-1 receptor
Biological process (GO): multicellular organism development; protein phosphorylation; cell surface receptor protein tyrosine kinase signaling pathway
Cellular component (GO): plasma membrane; signaling receptor complex
Molecular function (GO): protein binding; ATP binding; transmembrane receptor protein tyrosine kinase activity
Source: RefSeq, a predicted model, not a curated record